Lates calcarifer (barramundi perch) is the source of this 4462-nucleotide messenger RNA. Its product is annotated as sorting nexin-18. The transcript has 4 exons. Gene Ontology annotation, biological process: mitotic cell cycle; endosomal transport; plasma membrane tubulation. The record is from RefSeq and is a predicted model, not a curated record. Lineage: Eukaryota; Metazoa; Chordata; Actinopteri; Centropomidae. The coding region runs from base 529 to 2199 and encodes 556 amino acids. Gene Ontology annotation, molecular function: phosphatidylinositol binding; protein binding. Gene Ontology annotation, cellular component: plasma membrane; cytoplasmic vesicle.
ACUGGUGCCUUUAACUUACAAGCAUCUCGGGGAGAGGAGGAAAAAGAAGGACUUCUCCCCCCCGGCUUAUGUGGAGGAGUAAAAGCGGCCACACAGUCGUCGCCAAGUUCGUCAAUUUGAAACUUUUACCGGCAUCUUCUCCUGGAAAGGAAAAUCUCCCGUAAAGGCAGGUUUCAUCUGCGUUUUCCGACUUGGAUUAAAUUCUGUAUGGAAACAAAUGAUAUUUGAACCCGCAGAGAGGAGUGGAGAGAGAGGAGGUGGGUGUCGGGUACAAGGCUCUGUGUUUCUGUUCUUGUUCUUUUAUGCAUGGAUCUCGGGGACAAGCCUGUUUGAUUUUGACUGAAGUGGGGAAAAAAUAGUCCCUUUUUUUGCUGUCGCUACUGCCGCUGCGUGAUCUAAAUCUCAUUCAAGUUCCACAAAGAUCUUAACGGUUUAAUCCGCAAAAAGCAAGUUCUUGAGCAACUUUAUUGUGAAAAACAGGACACUGAAACAGAAAAAAGACACAAGUAAUACUAGUAAUAUUAAAUUAUGGCGUUGAGGGCCAAAGUGUUGUACGACUUCCACUCUGAAAACCCAGGAGAGAUCUCCAUAUCAGAGAAUGAGCUGGUGACUCUGUUCAGCGAGGAGGAGCUGGAGGGCUGGUUGGAGGGGGAGAACAGUAGGGGGGAGGCUGGCCUCUUCCCUGCCUCCUAUGUGGAGAUCAUCAGGGACCACAUCACCUCCAACACCAACAACAAUGGCUUCUCCUCACCCAAAACCAAAGCCCUGCCACCCACCCAGACCUCCUUCACAUCCUCUGACUCCCAGUCUCAGAGGGGACUCGGGGCAGGCAGUGGUGGCAGUGGCGGAGGCAGCUUCCACACCAGUCAGGGCAGCGACGAUGACUGGGACGAUGACUGGGACGACAGCUCUCCUGCCACCGACGUGCCUCAGGGUCUUGGCGGCACGCCCCCACUGUACCCGGUGACCACCUCCCUGCCCGCGAGGCGUGGGAGCUCCCAGCAGCACCAGCAGCAGGCCAAGAGCUCGGCCACGGUAGGGAGGAACCUCAACAGGUUCUCCACCUUUGUCAAGUCUGGAGGGGAGGCCUUCCUGCUCGGGGAGGCCUCUGCUUUUGUGAAAGACGGGGACAGGAUCUGUGUGGUGAUGGGGAAGCACGGGCCAGAGUGGCAGGAGGACCCGUACCCAUUCACAUGCACCAUCGAUGACCCCACCAAGCAGACAAAGUUCAAAGGCAUGAAGAGCUACAUGUCCUAUGGCCUGACCCCGACGCACACAAAUGUACAAGUCAACCGCAGGUACAAACACUUCGACUGGCUGUACGCUCGCCUCGUGGAGCGUUUCCCCGUCAUCUCCGUGCCCCACCUGCCGGAGAAGCAGGCCACCGGGCGCUUCGAGGAGGACUUUAUCUCUAAGAGGAGGAAGGGUCUGAUCUGGUGGAUGAACCACAUGACCAGCCACCCCGUGUUGGCGCGCUGUGACGUCUUCCAGCACUUCCUAACAUGCGGGGCGGACGAGAAGGCCUGGAAGCAGGGCAAGAGGAAGGCGGAGAGGGACGAGCUGGUCGGUGCCAAUUUCUUCCUCACAAUCAGUACGCCUGAUGUCCCUCUGGACCUCCAGGAGGUCGAGAGCAAAAUCGAAGGCUUCAAGACCUUCACCAAGAGGAUGGAUGAGAACAUCGUCAUUGUGAACACCACCAUCAACGAGUUCGCCCGCAAGCAGAUGGCAGGGUUCAAGAAGGAGUAUCAGAAAGUGGGACAGUCCUUCAAACUCCUGGGGCAGGCAUUCGAGCUGGACCAGCAGGCCUACUCUGCGGGCCUGAACAAGGCCAUCGCCUACACUGGCGAGGCCUACGAGGCGAUAGGGGAGUAUUUCGCUGAGCAGCCGCGCCAGGACCUGGAUCCCAUUUCUGACCUGCUGGACCUCUACAGAGGACACUUGGCCAACUUUCCUGACAUCAUCCAUGUACAAAAAGGUGCACUGACCAAGGUGAAAGACUGUCCAAAGCAGGAAGGUGAGCUCCAUGACCGCUGCAACAUUAUUUCCUGCGCCACGCUGGCGGAGAUCCAGCACUUCCACCGCACACGCGUACGGGACUUCCGCUCGCAGAUGCAGCAUCAUCUCCGUCAGCAGAUCGGCUUCUUCCAGAAGAUCACGGCCAAGCUGGAGGACGCGCUUCAGAGAUACGACGACGAGUAGUAGGGAGAGAGGGAGAAGUUGGACUACAAAGGCCUUCAGGAAGUCGGGGGAGGCCUGAAGAGGGAAGCAGACAGGGGUGAUUGAUGGGUUUGUCCUCUAGUAAUGGAGAACACCUUACCAUCCUGCAAGAGAGAAAACCUUGGAGACUUGUGUUCUGAUGGAUAUUGGGCCUGGUACAAGUGCUGGAAGAAAUAUACCACUCUGUAGAAAAAUAUAGGCCAUUGGACUGUGGAAUGACAACUUCUUGUAUUAUCUGGACAGCUCUGAUGAAUGUACCAGUAACAGGGAUUUUGCUGACACUCCAGGCACAUCUUGCAACUCAGCGGGACUGCGCAGAUAUUAAAAACAGCUGCUCUCAUUACGAGGGAACUGCACUCCUCUCUCAGUUUGAGGGUCAUGUGAUCUCUCCAUGCCUCCACUGCCUCACCACUUCAUGGAAACCCUCCAUCGGGGAACACGGUAACCCAAUACAAAUAUAAGUAAAUCACUUAAACUGGAUCUUUUAAAGAUUUAAAGACUGGACUGAAUGAAUUUAAUUUGUUAUAAUCUCUACAGUAUACGUCAUUGUUUUUACUUGAAUUACCUGCUCAGUAUUGUUUUGAUGGGACAUAACAGUAUGCAAGUGAUUGUUUGUGAAUAUGGGAAGAGGCAAAAUGGGCAUACUCUACUCCGUUGAUUCAGUUUAGUAGUUGGAUUUUUAUUACAGCUUGAAAUUUGAACUACUUCUGAUGUCUAACAUCUCUCACACAACUCAAAUGCUGCCACAUCUUUGCUACAUUAUAAUUUGAACCCCAGGGUUAUUCUACAUUUUACUUUGGAAAACAAAAACUUUGUGCCUUGCCUGACCUAAAACAAUAGUGGAUUGAGCUCGGACUGGUUUUAUUUUUCUGACUGACUGUCCGCUUGUUUUCAGAAGAAGCCCUACAGUUCUUUUUUCUUUGGGAUGUUUUACUGAAAACAUCUGUCUUUCUGCUUUCCCUCACUCCAGGGAGGUCAGAGGUCAGGCUCAGGGUACAGAUACUUCAGUGCUUUCUGGCAUUGGAGCCUUUGAACCCAGAUCUUCUAGUUUAAAGCCACUGUGUGUUGAUUAUAGUAUUCUACAUUCUUAUUUACUUGAGGACAUUCUUUUUUCUUUAACAAAAAUUAGACAAUCAUGGUGAAAACUGGUGCAGUUACUGUCUUGCUUUUAGCUCAUUCAUGUCAGUGUCACUGAGGUGGAUUGGGGGCAGAUAUUGCUCUAUAGUGUACCAGUGUCUUUUUUUGAUACUCCCACCAGGGGGCGCCAAAGUCAGAAAUUUUUUUGUCUGUACAUAGUGGCUUUAAGGUUGGUUUCCCUUCACUAUAUGCAAGCCUGCUACUUCAGAACAUUCUUUUAAACCAAUCAGUAACCAAAAUAAGCUCACAGUUUGCCGUGAGUCACCAGCUGAUUACAGCAUUUUUGUUGUCAAAAGAUACCAUUGUUGGGUUUGCAAAAUUUCAGCAACCAGGCCUUUUCAGUAAAAGGUGAUAUUCUCAAAACUUUCAACAGACAAUAUCCUGUAUUGAUUUAAUGAGCCUCACUCAUAGAGCAGCUCCUUAAUAUGAUCAGCAGGAGAGUUUGAAGAUGAGCAUGUAUCAAACAGCCAGAGGGAAGUUCAUGAUCUGGUAAAUUUAACCGAUAUGCUCCCAAAAGAAAUAGGAAAAAUGAAGCAUUGACAACUGAGAUAAUCAACUGAAUGCAUUACAAUGGUUUUUACACUGUAACAGUUACAGUAUCUAGUGCUGUCAGUUUUAUGCUCAUGUAGUAUUUCUGGUAAAUGUUUUGAUUUAAGGUGUAACUUGACAUUCCUCUCCUGGGAGUUUACUUCAGAGGUUUAUAAUAGGGUGAACCACCAGCCUGGAUGUUGUUCUCAACAGCUUUCUCUGUUUGUUUGUUUUCAGAAACACAUAAUUUACUAUGAUGAAAAUGUCUCUUAACACUUUUAAUGUAACAUGGUGGGACAACAUUUCAGUAAAUACAUGAAAGUAGAAUGUGUUUCAGUCAUUUAUUUCCACACAAGCUUAUUGUUGACUGUUUUCCUAAAAUAUAACUUAUAGUUUCACUUUACCAGUUUUGUGUCGUUCAUUUAAUAGUAAUAUUUUCUUAUAUUCAUUUUCUCACUUGUUAAAAAGUCUGGGGUGCCAUUCCUCUGGCUUUUCUCAAAAUAUGUAAAAAUUAUUAUUUAAAUAUGACAUAUAUUUAGUGAAGUUUGGCAAGUGUAAAAAAAAUAAAUUGUAUUCUGUG